This is a messenger RNA of Chaetura pelagica (chimney swift), 3750 nucleotides long. It is a transcript of the gene DENND3, whose product is annotated as DENN/MADD domain containing 3. Gene Ontology annotation, molecular function: protein binding. The record is from RefSeq and is a predicted model, not a curated record. The transcript is spliced from 23 exons. NCBI's taxonomy places the organism in Eukaryota, Metazoa, Chordata, Aves, Apodiformes, Apodidae. Gene Ontology annotation, biological process: regulation of Rab protein signal transduction. Gene Ontology annotation, cellular component: cytoplasmic vesicle.
AUGUGUGCUUCAUCUGACUUGGAAUCGGGUACUCAAAGAAAACUCAAAAGUCUUCCUCCUCUUGAUCCAGAAGUUCUUUCUGUAUUUGUGCCUCCAUUUAUUAGCAGAGAUGAUGUUCAGGUGAAUAAUGCUGGGAAUACCUUGAAUAAAAGUAAACGCCGGUCUUUCCGAAAGAAAAAAGAGAGACCAAAGAUUGAAAAUGUCAAGAGUCUCAACGGGGAGCAGAAAGCACCUGACACUGAAGAUAUUACAGUCCCAAAGGACAUUGAUCUUAUUGGUUUGCCACAGCUAUGCUUCCCAGGAGGACUUUAUGUAACUUCUGAAUCAAAAGAGGACCACAUUCAUUUCCUGGUCUUCACAGAUGUCUGUGGUAACAGAACAUACGGUGUUGUUGCACAGUACUACCAGCCUAUGCAAGAUGGCUGGAUGUCCUCAAAUGGGCAGGCCCACUGGGAAUCUGCACAGACUGGGAAGAUGCCAGUGUGUUUUGUACCAUUUGCGAUUUGUGUUAUAUCCAGAUAUCCAUAUUUUAAUGCCCUGAAGGAUUGCCUCUCUUGCUUACUAGUGCAACUGCGGCCUUUCAAGGAUUUCGAUGUUGAGGAACACGUAAAAGAAUUUGCAGCAAAAUUAUUUUUAAUACCCAGCCCACCACCAGGACCACUCCACUUGGUAUUUAAUAUGAAACCACUUCAAAUAAUAAUUCCUUCAAGAGAGGAUCCGGACAGUCCAAUUAUUGACUUGGAUCUUCAUCUUCCUUUGCUGUGUUUCAAGCCAAAGCAGGUGCUGCAGGUUAUGACCUGUAUUUUGACGGAGCAGAGAAUAGUUUUCUUCUCCUCUGAUUGGGCUCUGCUGACCCUCGUUGCUGAAUGCUUUAUGUUGUACCUUCAUCCUCUUCAGUGGCAACACACUUUUGUGCCCAUUCUGUCCCGUCAGAUGCUGGAUUUUGUGAUGGCCCCAACAUCUUUUCUUAUGGGAUGUCACAUUGAUCAUUAUGAAGAAGUUAGCACGGAAGCUGAAGACUUAAUUCUAAUUAAUAUUGAUAAUGGAGAUAUUACACAUUCAAGAAUGGUUGAAGAGGAUCCUGAAAUUCCAGAUAUUCCAGUACAAGCAGCAGAAACUUUCAUAAAAAGAGUGGAGAGUCUCCAGCUGCAUUAUGAUCUAGAGCUUUGCCACCUCCGAGCCAGCACAGAUCUGGGUGAACUCCAGAUGUGUAGGAGGGCUUGGCAGCAGAAACUGAAUACAGAAGUUCAGCAAACGACUUUGCAGUUAAUUGUUAAUAUCUUCAGGUGAGUAAAAGACCAUCUCAAUUAUGAACACAGAGUGUUUAACAGUGAAGAGUUUCUGAAAACAAGGGCAAUUGGAGACCAGCCAUUUUACAAAAAGGUUUUAGAGACCUACAUGUUUCACUCUUUUCUUAAAGCUCGUCUGAACAGAAAGAUGGAUGCUUUCGCUCGCCUUGAGUUGAGUACCCAAUCUGAAGAGGACAGAUUGAACUUGAUGUUUCAUAGCCCAAGAAGACUGACUAUAGAGAAAAUGGCUUCUAAACGACUGAAUCCCCAGUACAGGGUCAGCAGACGAAUGGUAAUCAGCAUGCCCAACCUGCAGGAUAUCAAGCUGCCAGAGGGUCCUCCUAGAAACUCCUCACUUCGAAGAGUAGAACCAGGUGUUGCUGUGAAAACACCCUCCAAAACAGUCACUAUGUUCAAAAUCCCAGAAAUCCACUUCCCACUGGUGUUCCAGUGUGUGCACUCCUACUAUGCAGACUUCUUCAACCAUCUCAGCAAAGCUAUAAAUACCUUACCACCUGAUAACUCAGCAUUGCUGGCAAGGUACUUCUACCUCCGGGGACUUAUUAGCUUGAUGCAAGGGAAACUACUCAAUGCACUUUCUGACUUUCAGAACCUGGAUAAAACAGACUUAAGAAUUUUCCCUACUGAUCUGGUAAGAAAGAUAGUGGAAACCAUGGCCCCUUCUGAGCGUUCUCAAGCCGACCGCAAACCUGAGCUGAAGAAGCUGAUAAGUCGAGUGAUGGAGAAGCAGAGAGAAGUUGUGAAAACAGAUGACCACGUGAAAAACUUUGAACUCCCCAAAACACACAUGCAACUGGAUGGUUUUGUGAAGAGGAUCCAGGAAUCUGGGAUUGUGAGAGAUGUAGACACUAUACAUCGGUUGUUUGAUGCCUUAACAGUAGGACAUCAGAAACAAAUCGAUCCUGAAACGUUCAGGGAUUUCUACAACUACUGGAAAGAAACUGAAGCAGAAGCUCAAGAGGUGAAUCUGCCACCAACAGUAAUAGAGCAUCUAGAUAAAAAUGAGUGUGUCUACAAAUUAUCCUGCUCAGUGAAAACUAACUAUGGAGUAGGAAAAAUCGCUCUGACCCAAAAACGUUUGUUCCUGUUGACUGAAGGAGGACCUGGCUAUGUCCAGAUUGCUGCUUUCAGGGAUAUAGAGGAUGUUAAGAGCACGACUGUAGCUUUCCUUCUUUUGAGAAUACCUACUCUGAGGAUCAAAACAUUGUCUAGAAAAGAAGUCUUUGAAGCUAACCUUAAAACUGAGUGUGAUCUCUGGUACCUGAUAGUGAAAGAAAUGUGGGCUGGAAAGAAGAUGGCAGAUGAUCACAAGGAUCCUCAGUAUAUUCAGCAAGCCCUGACAAAUGUUCUCCUGAUGGAUGCUGUGGUUGGUGCCCUGCAGUCCUCCAAAGCCAUUUAUGCAGCCUCUAAACUGUCUUAUUUUGACAGGAUGAAAAAUGAAGUACCUAUGAUGGUCCCCAAAACAACUUCAGAGACAUUGAAGCACAAGAUCAACCCCUCAGCUGGUGAGACAUUUCCACAGGCAAUAGAUGUCUUGCUUUACACGCCAGGUCAUCUUGACCCUUCAGAAAGACCUGGCAACGCUCAUCCAAAACUGUGGUGUGCUUUAAAUGAGGGGAAAGUGGUGGUUUUUGAUGCAUCUACCUGGUCUAUCCAACAACACUGCUUCAGAAUGGGCUGCUGUAAACUGACAUGUAUGAUAAUGGUAGAACAGAGUCAAGUGUGGAUUGGUUCUCAAGACUCCAUUAUUUAUAUAAUCAACACCCACAGCAUGUCAUGUAAUAAGCAGCUAAAUGAUCAUCGGUCUGAUAUUACAGACAUCAUUGUGGAGAAGAAGAAUGGAAUACCCAGUGAAGCCUACUCAAGCAGUUUAGAUGGAACAGUGAUUGCUUGGAACAUCAGCACUCUGAAAGUGAACCGUGUCUGUCAGCUGCCCUGCCAAAAUCUCACCUCCAUCAAGCUUCAUAAAGACCAACUGUGGUGCUGUACUAGAAGCUGCAUCCUUGUAGUGUCUACUUAUGAAUUUCAACUACAGAUGAAAAUUGAGCAUCACCUGAAGGAUCUGCCUUCCUGUUUUCUCAGCUUCCAGCUCUUUCCUGAGAGAGACCAAGUGUGGGCAUCUUAUUCAGGGAGCAGUGACCUGUAUAUUUGGAACACCAGAGACUUGACAAGUACACCUCAAAAGAUUCAUCUUCAAGAUUGCUCUGAGAUUACUUGUAUGAUAAGAGUUAAAAAUCAGAUGUGGGUUGGCAGCAGUGGAAAAUCCCAAGGCAAAAGCAAAGGGAAGAUCUACGUGAUCAAUGCUGAGAAGAAGACUGUGGAGAAGGAGCUGGUUGGUCAUGCUGACACUGUGAAGGCUCUGUGCUCAGCAGAGGACAGGUAUGUCCUCAGUGGUUCUGGAAAGGAAGAAGGGAAGAUUGCCAUUUGGAAGGCUGAAUAG